Sarcophilus harrisii (Tasmanian devil) is the source of this 4553-nucleotide messenger RNA. It is a transcript of the gene KRTAP29-1, whose product is annotated as keratin associated like protein 29-1. Gene Ontology annotation, cellular component: keratin filament. The coding region runs from base 3010 to 4098 and encodes 362 amino acids. The record is from RefSeq and is a predicted model, not a curated record. The transcript has a single exon. Lineage: Eukaryota; Metazoa; Chordata; Mammalia; Dasyuromorphia; Dasyuridae. Gene Ontology annotation, molecular function: structural molecule activity.
UUCUCCUUCUUCCUUCCCCUUCCUCUUAUGGUACAAGAACUGAUUCUUGAAAAAAAGCUAAGAGACAGAGGAGUGAGUGAAAUCCAGGUUUGAGGGAAACUUGGAAGGCAUGGAGAAAGGAGAUAAUGUGAUAAGUUCAGGAGACAGCUUAGUAGUCUAGUUUGUCUGGAAGAUAAGAGAAAUAAUGGGAAGUAAGGGUUAGGGUCAUUCUGAAGGACUUUCUAUAUUGGAGGGAAGAAUUUGGAGUUUAUCUUAGCAGUAAUACGAAACUUUAUAAAGUUUUAUCGAUUAGGUGAAAGUCUAGGACUAUAUGAGAUGGGCACUUUAGGUAUUCUCCCCAUUUUAUAGAUAGGAAGUUGAGGCUCCAAGAAGUUAGGACAGGAAAAAGAGAAAAUGAAUUGCAAAAAAUGUUAUAUGCUACUGAGUGAUACAGGUCCUGGGGUUUGCUACUGCUUCUUCUCAUGGCAAUGUGGUCAACUAAUUUUAUCUUAACUUGGCAUAGAACCCUCUUUAGGGCCAAGGAACUUUCUUGGAAGGGCAAAGGUUUAAGAAAUGGACAGAAUUUAAUUUACUCCAUUGACUCCUCCUAAGAAGAAUGCAAGAAAAAUGUUUGAAAGGCCUGAGGGUCAGAAUGCUAAUUCUAGGAGUCCUUGGAUAAUAUGUUGGUUGUCCCUGGUCCUCAGUAAAUCACAGCUUCCCUCUCCAUAAAAAUCAGAGAAUGAAUAUACAUAUAAUCGGGGGUUGAGAGGUCACACAGUGGGAGGAAGGAUGGUGAAAACAGGAUAAUGCUAGGAAAUGAGGAUCUGGGUCUGGCAUUGUCUUUGUUGUUCUCAAGAUUAUCUCUCUAUCAUCUGUCUGUCUGUCUGUCUAUUUAUCCAUCCAUCCAUUUAAUCUUGAACGUAGAGAAGUCUAGCAUUUAGGGGUAGAUGGGAUUCUGAUCCAGGUGUCUCAUACAGAGAAGGAAACCUAAGAUCAGAUAAGGGAAGGUCACAAGGAUAGUAAGUGACAAAUUGAAUAUGCAAACCCAGGUGCUUUGUUUCCAUUCCAAAUCUCAUGCUUUCUCUAACAUGUUAUUUCAGGAAAAAAGCCAUUGUUCUUCUCUUUGAGUGCUUCUUAAAAUAAAAAAGAAAUUGGACUUAAGUGCCAACUAUCUGCCAGCCACUAUUCUAAGCACUUUACAAACAUUAACUCAUGUGAUCCUCAUCACAACCUGGGAGAUAAAUGCUGUUAAUAUUCUCCAUUUUUUCAGAUUAGGGAACUGAGGAAGACAGUGAUUAAGGACCUUGCUCAGGUUCCUCAGCUAGUAAGUUAUCCAAUUCACUUACAUGCCAUAGCAUCACCUCCCUGACAUCAUAGUCCUCUUCUUAAAUGAAGGAUGAAACAACAACAAUCUGAAGCUGAAUUUGAACUCAGGUUUUACUGACUUCAGGCCAAAUACUCUUAUCCACUAUGUUACCUCAAAUUGCCUCAAGUGAUUAGAUCACAUUAAACAGAAAUCUCUUGAGCAGGAGAGGUAAAUUCUCUGGAAGGGGAAUCAACUGAAGAAAGUGGGAUCGUCAGAUGCACCAACAUGUCCUCGCCUAUCUUUUCCAAUUGUUGUUCAGUUGUUUUUAGUUGUGUCCACCUUUUGUUGAACCCAACUGGGGUUUCCUUGGCAAAGAUACUAGAAUGGUUUUACAUUUCCUUCUCCAGAUCGUUUUACAUAUGAGGAAACUGAGGCAAACAAGAUUAAGUGGGUUGUCUAGGGUCUUACAAUUAGGAAGUGUCUAAGGCUAGAUUUCAACUAGGAAGAGUUUUCCUGACUCUAGGCCCAGCUCUCUGUACACUAUGGCAUCACCUAGAUGGCUUCUGAGGAUGUUGAAGGACCUGAGGAUGCAUAACCCAGAGAAUGAAAGACUUUGGGGUGUAGCAAAUGUCUCCAAGAACUUGAAUGAUUGUAAUUAAGAAUUGAGAUUUCACUUGUUCUGUCUCUGGCUAAGAGUAGUGGGUGGAAAUUUAGAUUCAGUAUCAGGAUAAGCUUUCAAAUGCAGACAAGUGAUAUUGUGGAAAUCAUGUUGUGCAUUGAGUCAGGAAUAACUUGGGUUUGAAUCCUGUCUCGGCCAUUUAUUUGUUAACUAUGAACCCCUGGGCAUGUCAUGUGAUUUCUCAGCCACAGUUUCUGCAUCUGUAGAAUAAGAAUCAUCCCAGCACUCACAUCACAGGGUUGAGAUGAAGACCAAAUGAAAUACCUUAUGUAAAGUACUUUGUAAAGCUUAAAGCACAUUUUUAAUGCUGGCAAUUAGAGAAAUCUUGGACUUUUCAUUUCAGCGAAGGACUUCAAAUGAAGAAUCAAUGACCCCCCCUUCCCCCGCACUUUUUUUUUUUUUUAACUGAGUGUACCACAGAGGAGAUUUUUAUUUAGGUAUUGGUUGGUUUAGUUGAUCACUGGGGUAACUUCCAAUUCUGAAAUACUAUGACCUUGGGAACAGAAAGAAUCCUGAAAGAAGAAGGGAAUUUUCAUUUUCUUUGGCAUCUCAUUAGGUUCAUCCUGAUUUCCUCCUGACUCUGGUACAGGAGGCAGGACUUUGCUUCAAGGCAGCAUCAGUGGUUAAGGGCAAACAUUCCAGGAAGAGGAGGGAGUGACACUUGCUUAGGUAUGAAUGGGGGUGCAACCCUGAUGAGAGGUUAGCUCACAUUCUGUUCCUUUUCAGGUAAGGCUGAGGAACUCAACUCUAAAUGGGACAGCUGAGUUUGUGGGCUAGUGCACUCUGACCCUAAAUUUAGCUGAGAAGGCUCCAAACCCACUGGACAAGUUUUCUUUAAGUGGGGCCAACACUUCUGAGACCAAUGAAGCGUACUAAUCAGCUGUUUGUAUGUACAUGGAACCUAAAUAAUAACAAGGAAGAGAUGCCCAAGACCAUGCCCAUAUGACGUGAGGGUAGACUAUAAAAGCUACAGGGUAUAAGGGACCUUAGACACAGCUCAUUCACUUCUUGAACCAAUUUAGCCACCACCAGAUCUCUUAACACUAUGACUGAUAGCUGUUGUCUCAGAACCUGCCAAGCCAUUCCAUCCGCACCUAUCAUCCCUUUCUAUUCCAAUGGUGGCACCUAUGGAAAAGCUAUCUGCCUCCCUAGUUCCUGCCAAGGCAAAACGUGGCAACUGGUUACCUGCCAAGAAAACUGCCAGUCAUCUGGCUGCAACUUGAAUUGUCCUGAACCUACAUGCUGUGAGCGCCCAUCUUGCCAACUAACUGGCCUUCCAUCAACAUCUCGCGUGGGUUUUGUCUGCCAACCCAUUUGUAAUAGUGCUAGGUGCUGUGAAACCAGUGGUGGUCAGUCAGCUUGCAUUGUCAGCAGCUGUCCACCACCUUGCUCUGAAUCUAACUCCUGCCAAUCAACUUGUGAUGCCGCUCCCUGCCAACCAGCUUCCCGUCAGGAAGCUGCAUGUGUGACCAGAUCAUGUUCAUCAUCUUGCUGCCGAUCAACAGGCUGUGAGACCAGUUCUUGCCAGCCAAUCUGUUCCGAAUCCACUUCUUGUCCUCAGAUGUCCUGUCAGCCAGCUGUCUGCAUGCCUAGCUCCUGCCAACCAACUUCUUGUCAGAUAAGUUCAUGUCAACCAACUAACUGUGAAGGCCAGUCCUGUGGACCAACAUACUAUCAGCCUGUUUACUUUCUCAGCUCUUGCCAACCAUUUGCUUGCAUGCCUGCUUCCUGUCAGCCAUCUUUUUGUAUUCCUAACAUUUACAAACAAACUUACUGUGUGCCUUUGUCCUUCCAGUCCUUUUAUUGCCAGCCAUCUUCUUGUAUGUCUUAUGUUUGCCAGUCAAGCAGCUGCCAACCCAAAUGCUCUGUGCAGAAUUCCUGUAAACCAGUCUGUGGAACUUCUGUCUCAUGCCAACCAACUCACUGCAUGCCCCUUUCCUGCAAAGGGGAUGGAUGCAAAUCUACUUCUUUCCAGCCAGCUUGCUGUGUGACUGGUUCUGAAAAACCAUCUAGCUGUGGCAUUGAUUACUGCCCAUCCACUUACCCAGGUUCCUGCAAAUCAAGUAGCCGCCUGCUCAGAUCCUGCCGACCCAAAAGCUAUGUAACCAACAUCCGCAAAACUACUUAUUGCUAAUGGAGAAGACUGCCUGAUCUGAGAAGCUGAGUCUGCCCAUCAACACACUGCUGCAUUGUUUGUGUCUUAUUUCUUGGUAUACAGCAAAAUUUUCCAAAUGUAUAUUUCUAUUGUUUACCAGCUAUGCCAUGUAUACUCUUUGAUUCCAAGCCUGAAAGUCUCUGCAGGCAUUGACUAGGUAUGGAAGCAGCUGCUAGGAAAUGAUUUUCUUAAAACACAGAGAAAGACACUGGGCAACAAUGAGUGAAACUAUGUCCUGCGUUUCUUGAUUAUGUCAAUUUUGUUUCAGCAAAUGAUCUUCCCUGGGUUCUUCACUCUUCAAAAAUCAACUUGCUGUCUUUGUUAGUAAUGGUUAAUAAAUGUAAUAGUUUAAGCAGCAAAUGUCACUCUCAUGGUUCUUCACUGAUUACAAUCUAUUCUCUUCACUAUAUUUCCCCUAUAUUUCAUUUCAGCUU